AUGUCCGCGACUUCUUCGUCCCGGCACUUGAUAUUUUACGAAAAGAAUACGCUUGGCUGUUGCCGGAGAUGUUAUGUCCAUUUUCGGAGUACAUUGGUUCGCUGGCCCGUCGUUCUCUCAACCGGUUUGUGUAUUCUAAUAAAACUAUAUUUAGAUAAAAAAAAACUAACGCAACCUAUCGAUUCUUUUAGAGUAUUCAGCGUAUCAACAGCGGUGCUUGCGGCCGGGCCACCUGCAGAGGGCACCGACCUGCCGGUUAAUCUCGUGGGGCGCAAGUCCUCACAGGGACUGGGUAUUGCAGUAGACCCGCGUGACGACACCAUCAUCUUCAGCCCGAUUGCUGAGACAGCUAUUGCUGCUUGGAACCCUAUCACUAACACUCACAAAGUACUAGCACAAGAUCCGGAGAAGCUGCAGUUCUGCGCCGAAGUUCGGUGGGCCGAGCGUGAUAACGGUGCCGUGUGGGCACUUUCCACGCGCUUCCACAAGUACUUCAAAAGAACCGUCUCGAAGCACGAGAUCAACGUGCGCGUUGUUCGCGUGGUAGAGAGCGGUUACGUGUCAUUAACGCCACACGUGAUUCGCCGCUCCGCCAGAUUCAACUCUACUCUCUUCUAGAACCAUCGUAGUAAACGCAUGAGCCUAUCUAAUAGACGCCACAUAUAGCUGGUACCUACAGGUUACAAUGUCUGACAGAAAAAAAAA
This is a messenger RNA of Hyposmocoma kahamanoa, 705 nucleotides long. RefSeq lists its product as uncharacterized. The transcript has 3 exons. Lineage: Eukaryota; Metazoa; Arthropoda; Insecta; Lepidoptera; Cosmopterigidae. Bases 1 to 618 code for a protein of 205 amino acids. Gene Ontology annotation, cellular component: extracellular region. The record is from RefSeq and is a predicted model, not a curated record.